This is a messenger RNA of Orbicella faveolata, 1654 nucleotides long. Its product is annotated as 26S proteasome non-ATPase regulatory subunit 7-like. NCBI's taxonomy places the organism in Eukaryota, Metazoa, Cnidaria, Anthozoa, Scleractinia, Merulinidae. Gene Ontology annotation, biological process: proteasome-mediated ubiquitin-dependent protein catabolic process. The record is from RefSeq and is a predicted model, not a curated record. Gene Ontology annotation, cellular component: proteasome regulatory particle; proteasome complex. Gene Ontology annotation, molecular function: metallopeptidase activity; protein binding.
AAUAUUUGUCGACUCAUCCGCCAUCUUGAAGUGUCACAUUUCUUUCAAAGAAGUUUUUUUCUUCGUCGUUUAUCUUUGGCAAAUUACAAUGCCUGGACCAGAAGAACCGAUCACCAAAGUGGUGGUCCACCCGAUUGUGUUACUAAGCGUCGUAGAUCACUUUUAUCGAAUGGGUAAAGUUGGAAACCAGAAGCGAGUUGUCGGAGUAUUGCUAGGUUCCAGGCGAAAAGGUGUCCUCGAUGUAGCGAACAGUUUUGCUGUUCCUUUUGACGAAGAUGAAAAAGAUCCGAGUGUAUGGUUCUUAGAUCACGAUUACCUAGAAAACAUGUAUGGAAUGUUCAAGAAAGUGAAUGCCCGGGAGAGAAUUGUCGGCUGGUAUCAUACUGGGCCAAAGCUACACCAUAAUGAUGUUAAAGUGAAUGAGUUAAUCAGGAGAUACUGCUCUAAUUCAGUGCUUGUUAUUAUUGACGCAAAACCUAAAGAUCUUGGCUUACCUACAGACGCAUAUGUUGCUGUUGAGGAAGUACAUGAUGAUGGAACUCCAACAACAAAAACAUUUGAACACAUUUCUAGUGAGAUAGGAGCAGAAGAGGCUGAGGAAGUUGGUGUUGAACAUCUUCUCAGGGAUAUAAAGAAUCUAACUGCUGGGACACUUUCACAACGCAUUACCAACCAGUUGCUAUCACUUAAAGGUCUUAACUCACGUCUUCAAGACAUCAGAGACUAUCUGGAUAAAGUAGCGACAGGUAAACUUCCUGUCAAUCACACCAUCAUCUACCAAUUACAAGACGUGUUCAAUUUGCUACCAAACUUAAGCCUGGAAGAAUUUGUCAAGUCGUUGUCAGUGAAAACCAAUGAUCAGAUGUUAGUUGUUUAUGUGGCUUCCCUUGUUCGUGCUGUGAUCGCUCUUCACAAUCUGAUCAACAAUAAAGUGGCCAACAGGGAUGCAGAGAGAGACGAGGCUAGCAAGAAAGAAGACAAAAGCAAAGAAACCAAGGACAAAGAUACCAAAGAUAAGAAUAGUCAGGAAAAGGACAAAGCAGAGAAAUCCAAAGCAGAAGACACUAAGAAAUCUUGAGUGUAGGACGUCUGAUAAAACACAUGCAGGAUCUUGUCAAAACUAUUAUGCCCCUUAUUCUAACCUCAUCUCCUUCAGAGUGAUUGAAGCCUAGAUUCUCAUUACUUUUAUUCGACAAAUUUAAGAAAACCAAUUUUCCAAAGGAGAGUUAAUUUAUAGAGAAUGUAUCAGAAAAAGUGAGGGGAAUGUUUAGCCAACAUUGAGCUUAAAGGUUUCAAUCGUAUGCCUUGCCUUUGAAAGAAACUGCUGGAACACUUGUAUUUAGUUACGGACUGUGUUUCACGACACUAUGUCAAGGAUGUGGUUGAGCAUCUUUAAAUUAGAUUAGUCAACUUCUGUUUGAUUAAAAAAAAAAGAAACACAGUAACUCUUGCUGCGUUACCUACCUGUAGCAUGUAUUCCAACUUUAAUGUAAUGGCUUUCUGCACAUGCAGAUGAAAUGAAUCAAAUCCUGUGCUGUGAUUGGCUAUCUGAGCCAGCAAGAUUGUGCUAUCAUGCUUGCUUAGGAUUACCCACUGAUUACAACCAGAAAAUGGCAUUCUUUAUAAUAUACCAUAUAUUAUAACCUGUGUUGAC